GCGGCUCUCCAAUCCCACUCAAUGCCUCACUUCUACAUCAACAGAUGGAAUUGGGCCUUAGUUCAGACGCCAUCCUAUUGAACCAUUCACAAUCACGAAUUCACGAUGCCUCAUUCCAAAGCUCUCUUUCCCCUCUUCUUCUUUUACUUCACCAUUCUCACCACCGUCGUCUCCGAUCAUCUUCCGGCCACUUCCUCCAAACUGCUCAUCUCCUCCGAUGCCGUCUCAUUGCUCUCUUUCAAGUCCAAAGCCGACCUCGACAACAGGCUCCUCUACACUCUUCACGAGCGCUUCGAUUACUGUCAAUGGCAAGGCGUCAAGUGCGCGCAGGGCCGAGUCGUUCGGUUCUUCCUUCAGGGCUCUGGCCUUCGUGGCGUCUUCGCUUCCGACACCCUCACUCGCCUCGACCAGCUUCGAAUCCUCUGCCUCCGCAAUAACUCCCUCUCCGGUCCCAUUCCCGAUCUCUCUCCUCUCUUCAACCUCAAGGCUCUUCUUCUCGACUACAAUUUCUUCUCCGGUUCGCUGCCUCCCUCGUUUCUUUUGCUUCAUCGUCUUCGUACCCUUUCUCUCUCUUAUAACAACCUCACCGGUUCAAUCCCUGUCGAGUUAGUUAAUUUGGACCGUUUAGUAACCCUCCGCCUUGACUCAAACCGCUUUAAUGGAACCGUUCCGCCGUUGAACCAGUCCUCCCUCCUUAUCUUCAAUGUCUCCGGCAAUAACCUCACAGGGCCGAUUCCGGCGACUCUCACUCUUGCUCGAUUCCACAUGGCGUCGUUUUCGGGGAACCCAGGUCUAUGCGGGGACGUUGUUUCCAAAGCAUGUGAUCAUCCUAGGCCCCGAAUCUUUGGUUCUUCCAAUGCCACUGGUUACUUGGGGCAAAGCGCUGAAUCACAGGGCAACAUCGUCGUUUCCUCACUGUCUAGUAAAAAGCACAAGAGUAACAGCCUGAUUCUUGGGUUCGCCAUUGGUGCAUCGAUUCUGAUUUCGUCUUUUGUAGGGCUUAUCGCGUUGGUUAUGGUUAGUAAACGGAGUGUUUCGAAAAAUUUAGAAAGCCCAAAAACGGCGGCAAUGGAAGCUAUGGAUGCUCCUCCUGGGAAGAGAACAGAGGAAAUCGACGGAGCUCAUCAUAAUAGUGAGAAUUUGGUGUUCUGUUGUGGGGAGGCGCAAUUGUAUACGCUGGAGCAAUUGAUGAGAGGGUCGGCCGAGUUACUGGGUAGGGGUAGCAUUGGGACUACGUACAAGGCAGUGGUGGAUGGGAGGCACACUUUAACAGUAAAGAGGCUAGAUGCUGGUAAGACUGCAGGAACAAAUGGGCAAGUGUUUGAGCGGCACAUGGAAAUGGUGGGUCGGCUUCGGCAUCCAAAUUUAGUACCGGUUAGAGCUUAUUUUCAGGCUGAAGCAGAGAGGCUGGUGAUCUUUGAUUAUCAAUCUAAUGGCAGCCUCUUCAACCUCAUUCACGGUUCAAGAUCAGCAAGAGCAAAGCCUCUUCAUUGGACAUCAUGCUUGAAGAUAGCUGAAGAUGUAGCUCAUGGACUUGCAUAUAUACAUCAAACAUCAAGACUAAUUCAUGGCAACCUAAAGUCCUCAAACGUCCUUCUUGGAGUGGACUUUGAAGCUCGUGUUACAGACUAUAGUUUGUCCCUCCUUACAGACUCUUCAACCAUUGAUGAUCCUGAUUCUGCUGCCUGUAAAGCACCUGAAACUCGCAACACUAAUCGCCCACCUACCUCUAAGUCUGAUGUCUAUGCCUUCGGGGUGCUUCUACUGGAGCUACUAACUUCUAAAUACCCUUCUCAACAUCCUUUCCUUGUGCCCAUGGAUGUGCAGGAUUGGGUCAGAACAAUGAGAGACGACUAUGGUGCUGAAGAUGAGCAGUUAGGAAUGCUCACAGAGGUCGCUAGUAUUUGCACUGUUAUAUCACCUGAGCAGAGACCAGCUAUGUGGCAAGUCUUGAAGAUGAUACAGGAAAUAAAGAAGAGUGUAACGCUUGAAGCAUCGAUCUGUAGACAACGGCUUCCCUGUUCUUAGUGACUAAGCUUGACAACUCCUGAAAGCAAAUAUAUAUAUAUAUAUAAAUUUUGGUUCCUUCAAGCUCAACUGUCAAGACAGCAUAUUGAAUCAGUAAAAUGCAUGAACUCAAAAAGGGAUGUAAUACACUGCUGCUUGGUGAGAAGAAUCAACCACCACUUUUGAAUUCAUACUCACAAGCAGUGGUUAUUACAGGUCAUGAAGGAUGGAAUUAAAUGACACCUUUGUCGGGUGUGCAAAAGCAAACUCAUGAGAGCGCAACUUUCGCAUUGGUAACCCCUAUAACGCUUGUCCCUUCCUUUUAGUUAUUUCGUGCAAGCGGCAAGCCUAUCAACUUGUUCGACGACGACUGGUUUGAUAACUGCACAUGCUACUGGAUAGCUUACAUUAGUUGUGCUGGGGCCCAAUUUAAUUCAAUACUGUAUUAAUUUGUAUAAAAUAUUUCAUAAAAACUUAUUCUAAUUUUAUUAGAUGUCAUUUUGUAAUUUUUAUAUUUUUUUAAACAAA
Messenger RNA from Prosopis cineraria, 2535 nucleotides. RefSeq names its product probable inactive receptor kinase At5g67200. The record is from RefSeq and is a predicted model, not a curated record. NCBI's taxonomy places the organism in Eukaryota, Viridiplantae, Streptophyta, Magnoliopsida, Fabales, Fabaceae. Gene Ontology annotation, molecular function: protein binding; protein kinase activity; ATP binding. Bases 106 to 2028 code for a protein of 640 amino acids. The transcript has 3 exons. Gene Ontology annotation, biological process: protein phosphorylation.